Molecule: messenger RNA, 981 nt
Organism: Diachasmimorpha longicaudata
Lineage: Eukaryota; Metazoa; Arthropoda; Insecta; Hymenoptera; Braconidae
Product: intraflagellar transport protein 22 homolog
Exons: 4
Coding region: 155-733 (192 amino acids)
Biological process (GO): intracellular protein transport
Cellular component (GO): endomembrane system
Molecular function (GO): GTPase activity
Source: RefSeq, a predicted model, not a curated record
AUAACCUUCGAAAUGAUUUGACCCUCAACAUAGUGUGACAAUUAAUUCAUAACCUCCGGAGGCUCAUUUAAGCCCUCAAAUAAUUCUAUCCUAAACGCAACACCCUGAAGUCUGUCAUUGUUUGUUGUGACCUAUUCCCAUAGCAACUGGUAAUAUGGAGCCCAUCAAGCUCAUUGUCGUCGGACCAGCUGGGAGUGGAAAAACAACAAUUUCUAAUUUUCUCGCUGAUGCAACUGAGAUUCCCUUCGAGUACAGGCCCACUCAAGGUGUUAGGAUCGUGGAAUUUGAUGUUUCAAAUGUCAAUGCAAAAAAUAAACAGACAACAGUAGAUAUUGAACUCUGGGACUGCAGUGGAGAUCGCAAGUUCGAAAGCUGCUGGUCAGCAUUCAGAAAAGACGCCCAAGGUGUUAUAUUCGUAUACUCCAAACUCACCCCAGACAUCGUCUGGGAGCUGGAGAAAUUGUACGAUUAUUUCGUCACGCAGACGAAGCUGGAGCCCAAAAACUGUGUAGUUUUUUACUUCGCUGGAGACAAGUCUCACUUCGACCCACCAAAACGAAUAUCUCCAGCAUUCGCGAAAAUAUCCCAAGUGCACUGCAACAUCGAGGACGAUGGAAACAAGCUGAAAAGCGAUUUCCAGAUAUUUUUGGGAACUCUGAUGACGAUGAUCCAGGAGAAGAAAGAACAGGAGGAAAAUAUCAUCCUCAGGGAUAAUACAAUGAGCUUCAGAUGAAGAUGAUUCAUCAAGUUGAUUAUUUAUUCUAAAAUUCGUUUAUCCUCUCUUCGAUAAUUUAUUUGAAAAAAUAAAAUGAGGAAUGAAAUUGAUCAACAAUUCCCAACGAUUUUCAUCUUCAUGUACAUUUAGGAUAAUAUUCACAAAUUGAACAUGAAUGACAGCAUGACAUUCAAGAUUUUUGGUUGAGGAAAUCCUUGACUGCCCUCCAGGCACGAUUGACUUGCUCCAGAGUGACUUGAUGACUC